This is a messenger RNA of Suhomyces tanzawaensis NRRL Y-17324, 1140 nucleotides long. RefSeq names its product putative serine/threonine protein kinase (gene SHA3). Gene Ontology annotation, molecular function: ATP binding; protein serine/threonine kinase activity. The annotation marks the transcript as partial. Lineage: Eukaryota; Fungi; Ascomycota; Pichiomycetes; Serinales; Debaryomycetaceae. The transcript has a single exon. The record is from RefSeq and is a predicted model, not a curated record. Gene Ontology annotation, cellular component: nucleus; cytoplasm. Gene Ontology annotation, biological process: mitotic DNA damage checkpoint signaling; protein phosphorylation.
AACUAUAACCUUGAAGGCUUCGCCAUCAAUGGCCUCAAGUUCAUCAAAAAAGUCGGUGCGGGCACCUACGGCUUAAUCUACACAGUGGAAGAUUCAAAUGGUGCCCAAUUCGCUGCGAAAAUGGUGCUCAAAUACACCUUGGGCAGUAAUGUGGCUGAGAACAAGAGGUAUAUCGAGCGCUCGUUGCACAGGUACUUCGAGGAGUAUCCCAAUGGCUCGGUGGAUGAAAUCAACUUGGCCAUGAUAGCCAGGGACGGAGUGCACUGCCCAUUCUUGAAGGAAAUAGCCCUCCAUCUCCGUGCGCAUCAGCAUCCUAACGUAAUGACCAUUCACAAGGUGUUGAAUCUUGGCGAUUUGGCCAUCAUGACAGUUAUGGACUACUUCGAGCAGGGCGACUUGUUCACCAACAUCAUCGACAACCAGCUUUUCCAGAAAUGCCCACCCCAAAACCAGCAGCUCCUCAUGAAGAAUGCCAUGUUGCAGUUGAUCGAGGCAAUUCAAUACCUCCACGAAAACAACAUCUAUCACUGUGAUUUGAAACCGGAAAAUAUCAUGAUCCAUUACAGCCCAGACUACGUCAGACCUUCUGCAGGAACGAUAUCUCCAUCAUCCUCGAGCUCCACCUUGGAGUUGGCCCCUUCGAUCAUCGACUUCAACGAAAUCCAUUUGGUGUUAAUUGAUUUUGGGCUCGCAAUGGAAGACGAUUUGAUCUGCUGCAACGCCUGUAGAGGUUCCAGCUUCUAUAUGGCCCCCGAAAGAGUAGUCAACUUCAACACUAACAACCACAUCCAAAAUAUCAUAAACUUAACCCAAUAUGUUGAGCUUCCAUCGACUUCCAAGACGUGCUCGCUAUACUUUCCUACUUUGGCAGGGGACAUAUGGUCCUUGGGAGUACUUUUUAUUAACAUUGCAUGCUCCAGAAACCCAUGGCCCAUUGCAUCUAUUGCCGACAAAUCUGACGUGAAUAACGAUGUUUUCAAGACCUACAUUUUCCACAACAGGAACAUCUUGCGCUCUAUUCUACCAAUAUCAGGCCAGUUCAACAAAUUGUUGGAUAGAGUAUUCCAAUUGAGUCCUAAUGAUAGAAUUCCCUUAAAAGUACUUUACGAUAACAUCGCAGUAUGUGACUUUUUCCAAGAC